Molecule: messenger RNA, 1302 nt
Organism: Choloepus didactylus (southern two-toed sloth)
Lineage: Eukaryota; Metazoa; Chordata; Mammalia; Pilosa; Megalonychidae
Gene: ARL13A
Product: ADP ribosylation factor like GTPase 13A
Exons: 11
Biological process (GO): non-motile cilium assembly; receptor localization to non-motile cilium
Cellular component (GO): non-motile cilium; ciliary membrane
Molecular function (GO): GTPase activity; GTP binding
Source: RefSeq, a predicted model, not a curated record
GAGAAACCUCAUAUCCAUUAAAAGUGAAUCCCCAUUCUCGCCGUACUCGUCCACCUCCCCCAGCAUUAAACAACAACUAAUCUACUUUCUGUUCAGUGUCAAAGAACUGAGCUGAAUCAUGUUCCGACUAUUGACUUCCUGCUGGUCCCGGCUAAAGACACCGGAAGAGACAUGAAGGAGUGUGACCCUCAUCAUCAUUGGCUUGGACAACUCGGGCAAAACUAUCCUUGCGGAGGCCUUCCAAAGACUGCUUCCCUGUAGGAUGGACAAUUGUAUGAAAUCUGAACUGACUACACUCCUGUUAGAUGAGUAUGAAGUUUCCAUAUAUGACCUGAAUGGAGACCUGAAGAGCAGAGAAAUAUGGCCAAACUACUAUGCACAGGCACAUGGGCUGGUUUUUGUCCUGGAUUCCAGCGACUUAGGACGUAUGCAGGAAGUGAAGAUCAUCUUAACGUGUCUGCUAUCUGAUGAAAGAGUGUCAGGGAAACCCAUCUUACUCCUGGCAAACAAACAAGAUAAGAAGGAUGCCCUCCUGCCUUGUGAUAUUAUCAAAUAUCUACUCCUAGAAAAGCUAGUGAAUGAGACUAAGACCCUGUGCCGAGUGGAGCCCUGUUCAGCCAUCAAACAUCUCCAGAGAAGGAACCAUCAGCCCAUAAUCGAAGGGCUACAUUGGCUAUUAGCUGCCAUUGGGGAUAAAUAUGAAGAGCUGUGUGCUCGCCAACAGCACUAUGGCAUGAGCCUAUCACCCACCUCGAGCAUCUCAACCUCUGAGGGCACCAGAGGCUUUGGAGAAAGAUGCUCAUCAGAUAGCUUCACUACCAGGAUGGGAAUGAUCAACGACAAAAGACUGGAUUUAGCACAUCCCUCAAUGGAAGCUAGGCCUCUCAAGCCAAUCCUACAGAAAGAAGGUUUAAAAUCAAAGCCUAAAAAGAAUAUCUCAGUAACAUUUGCUUUAGAUGAACCCAUGGAGGAAGGUGAAUGUUCUCGAGGAAAUGGAGCUAAGAACACUACUGUACACCACCAAAAACAAAGUGGUUACUUGCAGACUCUAGAUCCAAGAAUUGAUGAUGAUCCCUUUGAAGAACCCAGGGCAAAAAAGGGAAUGGAUACAUGGGAUGCAGAGGAGAUGUUACUGGACAAUUCCUGUGGAGAAACCUUUGGUUCCUGUGGUCCCAUUUACCUUUCUCCAAUUUGCCUGAUAAAUAUCACUGAAGAAUUCUGAUGGUCAUCAUUCUCACCUGGGGAUGCAGCAAGUAUCUCUAUUGAAGAAGAGUUAUUUCAGAGAAGAACCCAAAGAGAGAU